Blumeria graminis f. sp. triticale is the source of this 147-nucleotide messenger RNA. Lineage: Eukaryota; Fungi; Ascomycota; Leotiomycetes; Helotiales; Erysiphaceae. The record is from the annotation of a GenBank genome assembly.
ACAUCGAGAUUGUAUCUCUCGCAUUCUUUCGCCACAAUCCAGGCGACUAGACCCCUCACUCAUUCCCUACCGUAUCCUGAUUGGUCACUUUGCUAUGUAUUAUUGAUGGUUACAUUAUCUGGAGUAUGGGAGAUUUUAUGUAUUUAA